Messenger RNA from Myripristis murdjan (pinecone soldierfish), 1948 nucleotides. It is a transcript of the gene c19h1orf216, whose product is annotated as chromosome 19 C1orf216 homolog. The record is from RefSeq and is a predicted model, not a curated record. The transcript has 2 exons. Lineage: Eukaryota; Metazoa; Chordata; Actinopteri; Holocentriformes; Holocentridae. The coding region runs from base 179 to 1303 and encodes 374 amino acids.
GAGCCGAUAGGAGGCACGGAGGAAAGGGAGGAAGGGAGGAGCGGGGCUGUCGAGAGGAAGAGGAAGAUAAACAUCACAUAGGAGGGUCGGAGGAGGGGAAAAAACAGGGAGGGCGCAGUAUAUCCAGCUUCUCCGCCUAAAAGCCAUCCCGUGAAGUGAGGCUCAGUCGAGGCCAGGGAUGCUCCACCACCAGGACCGACCCCUGAACUCGGCCUACAGAGGGCAGGGAGGCACCGACGAUGUCUCCUCCCCCUUGCUGCGAAACAGGAAGUGCGACAAGGAUGGCAACUUCAACUUCCUGCCUAGCAAGGAUGACGAGGGUGUCAUGAUGACCGGGAGCAGAGGAGGAGAUGAGAACCGAAACCAGGUGCGUCCCCGCAACCUGGGUCCGAUGGGUCGCGACCCCCCGAGCUCUUCGGCGCCGUCUGGGUACCACCACAACCCGGGGCUCCUGUCGCCCCGCUCGCGCCUGCCCUGCUGGAGCCCCCUAGAGCCCCUGCCUGAGAUCGAGAGCGGGGAUGAUGGAUAUGGCCGAGUGCCCCCCGACGGAGCAGAGGAAGGGAAGAUGGAAGAAGAGACAGGAGGGGGCAGGAUAAUGAUGAGCAAAAAUGAUGAAAAGGUGAGGGAGGCAAAAGAGGGGGCACUGCAGAGGAGGAAAUGGAGUGUGGGUUUCAGAGGAGGGGAGGAAGAGGAGGAAGAGGAGGGGGUGGAGGACGACGAGUGGGGAGACAGCGACUCUGAGUUCGAGAUCAGCUACCAAUCUGGCAGCAUGUCAUCCCUCAACAUGGAGAGCGGAGGAGAGGGGGUGCUGAUGGGAGGCUGGGACCGUGUUGGUGUCGGGGAACCAAAGUCCCACCAGCGCGGUGGUGCCAUGGAGACCGACCCAACCAGGAAGUGGGACAGCAGCAACAGGGAACCAAUGGGAAGACAAAGGAUUGUCAGCCGGAAGCCCCAACCAGGAGCCAGCCUGGAGGACGACAGAGAAGACGAAGACGACGACCAGUCUUCAGACUCGGACGGUGAGCUGCCGGAGCUGAUGGACGCCGUCUGGACGCUGCGGGACCGGGAGCGGUUCAAGGCCCAGGAGAUGGAGAAGCAUCAGGUGCAGCUGACCAUGUACCGCCGCCUGGCACUGAUCCGCUGGGUGCGCACCCUGCAGGGCCGCGUCCAGGAGCAGCAGAACCGCCUGCAGUCCAGCUUCGACGUCAUCCUCACACACAGGAAGGAACUGCUGCGGAUGGGCGCCGCCGCCGCUGUCUCCACCGCCACCGCCCCACCAGCCACGGCCGUCAGCCAAUCAUAGAGAUGGGAUCCCUCAAGAACAGGAAGUGGUUAACAGACAGGGCCUGUGUGAGCUGAUCAGAGGAGUGGAAGUCAAAAAUCAAUUUUAGGGCAACUGGAUACGAUUCUUUGCUCUGUUUUCUUGUAUCCUAAAGACAUUCCCCCUGAAAAUAAGACAAUCUCCCAUCAUCCUCUCUGAUUGCUUGAGAUUUUACACUGAUGUUGGUGAUGGCAUUGAUGCCAUGUCUUCUCUUGUCUUAUUUAUUUGUUUGUUUGUUUGUUUUGCUUUAUUGGUGUCCCACCCAGAGCUUAAAUAAAUGUAUUCAAGUCUUCUUCAGUGAGGAGGACUUCAUUCCUCUACCUGCACCAAACCAAUGUAUUAAAAGGUGUGACACGGGAUGUAUUAUGAUUAAAGAUCAUGAGUUUAAUAUGAUAUUUAUAUUAUGAUGUCAUACGUGUAUGUAUGUGUGUAUGUGUGUGUGUGUGUGUGUUCUUGUUUGUCUCUGCUGACCUAGAAAACACCCACCAAGAAGAUACAGAAAAAUAUUGUGCAAGAUUACCUGUUUUAGAAAUUAUUUAUAUUCUGAAAAGAUGCUGUAAAUGUAGCAAGUAAGAUGUUUAUGAUAAAAAAUAAAGUCUAUGAAUAAAAUAACCUUAUACCUGAAAA